AUGAUCGGUAAACUUGAUGGCUGUAAUUUUGUCGAGCUCUCGAUUCGGCUGAAUUUUCGAUACUACCACGAUUCCGCCGCGGUUGCAUUUGAUGAUGGAGCUAUAGCUCUGAUUUGUUUUCCGGGUUACAGUCCGAUCGAGAGUUGUGAGAUAUUUGACUUGACAAGCGCGACUCCGACCCACUCAACUCAGUAUACACAUACUUAUGGAAAACUCGGAAUUUAUCAAGGAAAUCCAAUCACUGUAGGCAGUUACUAUUCUUCUGGAACGAAAAAGGUUGAAGUUUACAAUCCAACAGGCUGGUUUUCGAUGCCAGAUCAUACUAGAAAUAUCUAUGCCCAUACAUUGACAGGUUUGGACGAUGGUUCUUUGAUUCUUGCUGGAGGAUAUGAUAUGACUCAGGACUCAUUUUCUAAGAAUAUUUGGAUGCUCAAAAAUGGCUCGUGGGAUAUUAUCGGGCUAAUGAAAAUGAACUAUUAUCUUGCUUCUGCGAUUCGAAUUGAGUCUGAAAUUUUUAUUGCGUCUGGAAGACCUGCUGAAAAUGUCGGCAAUUAUCCAGUGGAAAGAAUUAUUUUUGAAGAUAAUCAAUUUAUUGAGACGAAUAUCAUUGCUUCUCAUGAUUCCUCGAACUAUAUCCCUGUUCUUUUUGCUGUUGAAAUUGACUUUUGCAUCGAUGAGAGUUCAUGA
This is a messenger RNA of Oikopleura dioica, 687 nucleotides long. The record is from the annotation of a GenBank genome assembly. Lineage: Eukaryota; Metazoa; Chordata; Appendicularia; Copelata; Oikopleuridae.